AUUUAUAUUGCAUGAAUGAGGAGGAUUGAAUGGGUUCAUUACUUAGAGAUCUCUAAGCAAAAACCUAACCCUAAACAGAGGCAGAGAGGUUAUUUCCUUUGACAGAGAAAGAGGGGAAGAGAAAAAUGAUGGAUGCCAUGCGGAAGCAGCUCGAUGUGCUGAUGGGCACGGACCGCAAUGGCGAUGUAAGGGAGGUGAAUCAGAAGUACUACGAUCGCGAUGUCUGCCGCCUUUACUUGUCCGGCCUUUGCUCUCACGAGCUCUUCCAAUUAACGAAAACGGAUAUGGGUCCAUGUCCAAAGGUCCACUCGUUGCAGCUGAGGAGAGAGAAGUUCCUGCUGUCCAAGAUUUUGGUUUUACAGAUUGCCUGAACUUUUUUCCACAUGCUAUGCACAUUCAGCUUCUCUUUUCUUUUCUUUUUCCCCUUUUUUUUAAUAAAAUUAAUCAGACCUUUAUUUACUUCCUUUGCCUAUUGGAUUCUAGUGUAACUGCAAAUUAAAUGCUUUUGUGCUUCGUAGGUAUCUCUAUUCUUAUGUUGAUCUUUUCCGGAUGUCCUUAAGUUUGUAUUGUGAAUAUGUUGGUUCAGGUGCUGGUAUAGUGUUUCACAUCCUUCUAUAAAGAUUCUCAGUUAGUAUCAUCUGUGAGUUUUUCUGACCUCAGAAGAAUAUUAUGCCCCGUUUUCUAAUUUCUUUUGAUUGUUUGUAGAUGCUGGACUUUAAAAUACUGCAUUUUCUACCUUGUCUGUGCAUAUUCAGUUUAAAAUGCAUUAGUUAUGAAAUGUCUUGGUUCUCAACCAAUUUUGAUAGCUCAGUUUUGUCUGCUGAAAGCGGGAAAGAAAAUGUAAAAUAUGAAAUCUAAUAAGACAGAAAAAGUAGAAAAAAUGAUUUUGUUCUGGGCAUUUUAAGAAUAGAGGGAAAAAAGGGGCUCUUAAUAUCUGAUGAUAAACCUAAUGGAUGGAAGGCCUGGUUUGGUCAAGUUAAGCUGCCUAUCACUUAUGCAUACCAUUUAAUUCUGACCUAAUAGUCCUUGUGGUAUGUUAUAUUUAGCUAAAUUGAGGAGGCAUUUAUAUUUUUAAAAGAAGCAUUCAGCAGCACUUCUUGUUAAUUAACUUUUGUUAGGAAGAGAGAAACAAGAGCCGCAAACUUGACCGAUAUGAUAAGAGGAGAUCAAAAGAAAGAAGUAGAGAUCAUGAGAGAGAAUCCAGUUGUGACCAAGGAAGGGAUUAUGAUCGAAGGAGCAGAGAUCGUGACAGGUACAAUGAUCUAGAACGUGAUAGGGAUUAUGUGCGCUCUCGGACUUAUGAUUCUAGCAGUCACCACAGGUCACGUUCAAGGUCUAAGGAACGUUCCAGGGAUUAUGACCGGUACUUUUUUCUCUUUGUUUAUGGUUUUUUAAGUUCAUUUUCACGGGGACUUGUGUAUGAGUCUCCUGCCAUUAUUGGUUCAUUUUUGUAAUUCUAUAUGUGCUUGUUUACAUGUCAAAUUGAUGCAUGUUUGGAUUAUAUGUAUGCUUCUUAUCAUAUUCUUCACUCAAUUCCCUGUAGGUAAUUUCAUUAUUUUCAAAAAGAUCUAACUACCUUAGGUAAGUUUUCUCAAAGUGGAAAUGUGGAAUAGACGUUAUAGGUUAGAAAAGUUUUGAAUUGCUUGGUGGAAUGAUUUUCAAACAGGAUUUUGUUAAAGAAAUGUAGAAAUGGCUAUAAAUCCUGCAUGGACGCAUAACGAAUCAAGGCUUGUGGUUUGGCAAACACCAGUAGAUUUGAAUGUUGUUUUUGUUUUCACAUUAAAAAAUUGCUGUAAAUUCUUUAAUUUUAUCACAAGUACCUUUAGUUUCGUUUCAGCAUGAUGAUCUGAUGAGGGGAUGUCAUUCCCUAAGUCACUAGUAUUUUGUUUUAUGAUUCAACUCUCUCCAUGUGUGUUUCUCAGCAAAAGAUUUAGUUCGUUAUUGCUGGGAUUUGAAUGCUGACAUUCCAUCAGUAACUAAUAUUUUGUUAGGCUAUUUUCCUAUUUUUCUUGCUUGAAUUUAUUAAAAUUUUCUAUGCUGAUACUGAUUAUUCUUCAACUUUACUCUUCUUUUUAAUCAGACGUGAUUGGUACUAGAUGAUUGUUGCUAGGAAACAAAUGAAUAUGAAACUGUUCUUGCUUGGGUAAGUAAACGCAUAUGGUAGUAGUAUAACUUGUGUUUGCCCAAAUUAAUGUUUUUCUCAGUAAGUUCAACAGUUCCUCCUGUGGACACACCAACACGUUUAAUUGAGAGGAUUACAUCAGAAAAGUGGAGUAGUUUAUCUAACACUGCACUGUGAUUGCCAUGAUAGAUUUACUUGAAAAAGAAACUGACAAGUACACUUCGUUACAUUUAAACUUAGUAUUACGAAAAAACUAACAAGGAUCAAGGAAAAAACUCAGGUUCAUCAACACUUUUUUUAGAUGCUCAUUUACAACUCAGUCUCAUCCUGGUCCUGUGUGCCGGAAUAUAAACAAUUUGAAAAGCAUGAUUUGCUAUGAAGUAAUGUGUGCAUGUCAUCUACAACCCCUACAAUCGCAGUAUAAUUCCAUGUCUUCACUAUCUGAGUAACCUUUUUAGAGAAGUUCAAGGUCAAGGGAAACCACCUGGUACUCCACCUAUGAUAUAAUAUAAAGAGUUUAUCAAG
Molecule: messenger RNA, 2647 nt
Organism: Rubroshorea leprosula
Lineage: Eukaryota; Viridiplantae; Streptophyta; Magnoliopsida; Malvales; Dipterocarpaceae
Source: the annotation of a GenBank genome assembly